AUGAAAGCAAACUUCUUUUCUCCUUUUCCUUUACCAAACAAUCCAAACAUGGCAUGUUCAAAAAUAUUUUCAGGAGAUUUACCUGAAUUAACAGAAGAAAUUAUACAGUAUUUUAGAAAAGAUUUUUCAACAUUAUAUUCAUGUAUUUUAGUUAAUAGAUUAUGGUGUCGUCUAGCAAUUCCAUUAUUAUGGGAAGAUCCAUUUUCAGCUCCUACUCAAAAUCAUCAUUGUAUUAAAACUUAUUUUUGCUUUUUAAGUGAAGACAGCAAAGCAAAACUUAAUGAAUAUGAAAUUAAUGAUAAUUUAAUACUUUCAAAUACACUAUUCAAUUAUCCUAGUUUUAUUAAAUACUUGGAUAUAAAAAAAAUUUGUCGUUCUAUUAAAUAUUGGAAUAGUACUUUAGCUGAUGGGUACAAUAAUGAGUUAGGAAAGUUAAUUUAUAGGUCAUUAUUUGAAGUGUUUAUUGAAAAUGAAGGAAAUUUACAAAUUAAUAAUUAUUCAUUAAUUGAAAAAUAUUUAUCACAAAUAAUUAUUUCCCAACAUAAUCUUCAAAAAAUUUCAUUUGAAUAUAAUACCAACCCAUUUUUAUCAUUAAAAGAUUCUAAUUGUUCUAAUACUUUAAAUACAAUUAUAUUUUUUUCCAUUGAUUUUGAGAGUAUAGUUAAUAUUUUUCAAGAAGUUUUUAAUCAAUUGAAUGUUUUAGAAUCUUUUCAUAUUAUUUAUUGUUAUUCUUUAAAUUUUGAGCUUAUUCAACAAAUAAUCAAGGUUAUUAAACCUUUUAAGUUGAAAUCUUUGUUUAUUAAAGAAAUAUUACAUAUUGAAUCAUUAUUAUUACUAUUACAGAAAUUUAGUGAUUGUUUAGAAAAUUUUGGAUUUGGGUUUAUGAAUGAAGAAUAUAAUGAAUCAAAACAACAAUUAUUUGAAUUUAUUAUGAAAUAUUGUAAAAAGAUUAGAUAUUUUGAAUCAGGUGUACCUAAUUACGAUAAUAUUUACUUAUUCAUUGAAAAUAAUCAACAUAAUAAUAUUAAUUAUCUUACUAUUAAAGUGGAUUAUAUCGAUCAUUAUACUGUUUAUAAUAAAUUGAGUUCAACUGUAUUACAAAAUUUAGGUCAGGUUCUUCCUUCUAAAUUAGAAUAUUUAUGCUUAACUCUUUCUAUUAAGACAAGUGAUUUGGAAAUAUUUUUAAAAAAUUCACAAAAUACUUUUAUUGAGAAAUUAUUAAUUAGAAAUAUAGUAAUGGAUGAAAUUGGAAAUAUUUCAUUUUGUAUUAAGAAAUAUAUUAUGAAGAAGGAAAGGUUUAAAUAUUUGGCUAUAUUAAGUCUUGACGAUAAUGCGGAUGAAAGUGAUUUGUUUUUUUUAAAAGAUGAAGUAAAUGAAUUUAAAUUACAUAAUAUUAUAGUUCAAAAUUAUGAUGUUUUACAUAUUAAUGAAUAUGAUUAUAUAAAUAAUCAUUUACAAUAUUAA
Molecule: messenger RNA, 1464 nt
Organism: Rhizophagus irregularis DAOM 181602=DAOM 197198
Lineage: Eukaryota; Fungi; Glomeromycota; Glomeromycetes; Glomerales; Glomeraceae
Source: RefSeq, a predicted model, not a curated record